Brachypodium distachyon (stiff brome) is the source of this 1908-nucleotide messenger RNA. RefSeq names its product ammonium transporter 3 member 2. The transcript is spliced from 2 exons. The coding region runs from base 196 to 1614 and encodes 472 amino acids. Gene Ontology annotation, molecular function: ammonium channel activity. NCBI's taxonomy places the organism in Eukaryota, Viridiplantae, Streptophyta, Magnoliopsida, Poales, Poaceae. Gene Ontology annotation, cellular component: plasma membrane. Gene Ontology annotation, biological process: ammonium transmembrane transport. The record is from RefSeq and is a predicted model, not a curated record.
GGCAGUCUGAAAUGCAUGGCCACAAGAUUCCUCUCUAACAGGACAGCCCGACACCCUAUAUAUACACGGAGCUGAAGACCUAGCUAGCCAGUACUCACAGUGACAUGUACGCUAAUUGCUCUCAAGCUCAAGCUCAAGCUAGCUAGCUCCCCUGCCGGCCGGGCAAGAAGAAGAAGCAGCAGCUAGAUAAUCAAGAUGUCGGUGCCGGUGGCGUACCAGGGGAACACGUCGGCGGCGAUCGCCGACUGGCUGAACAAGGGCGACAACGCGUGGCAGCUGACGGCGUCCACGCUCGUGGGCCUCAUGAGCUUCCCGGGCUUGGUGGUCCUGUACGGCGGCAUGGCGAAGAAGAAGUGGGCAGUGAACUCGGCCUUCAUGGCGGUCUACGCCUUCGCCGCCGUGUGGAUCUGCUGGGUCACCUGGGCCUACGGCAUGUCCUUCGGCGAGGAGCUCAUCCCGAUCUGGGGCAAGGCCCGGCCCGCGCUGGACCAGGGCUUCCUCCUGGGCCGGGCCGCGUUGCCCGCCACGGCCCACUACCACGCCGACGGCACCCUUGAGACCGCCAUGAUCGAGCCCUUCUUCCCCAUGGCCACCGUGGUCUACUUCCAGUGCGUGUUCGCCGCCAUCACCCUCAUCCUCGUCGCGGGCUCGCUCCUGGGCCGGAUGAGCUUCACGGCCUGGAUGAUCUUCGUGCCGCUCUGGCUCACCUUCUCUUACACUGUCGGGGCGUUUUCCGUGUGGGGAGGCGGGUUCCUGUUCCACUGGGGCGUCAUCGACUACUGCGGCGGGUACGUCAUCCAUAUCCCGGCCGGGGUGGCGGGCUUCACCGCCGCGUAUUGGAUCGGGCCCAGGGCCCGGAAGGACAGGGAGAGGUUCCCGCCUAAUAGCAUCUUGUUCACGCUCACGGGGGCCGGGCUGCUGUGGAUGGGCUGGGCCGGGUUCAAUGGUGGUGGGCCCUACGCCGCCAACGUCGACGCCUCCAUUGCCGUGGUCAACACGAACAUCGCCACGGCGGCGAGCCUUCUCGUGUGGACCUGCCUCGACAUCAUCUUCUUCAAGAAGCCCUCCGUCGUCGGCGCCGUCCAGGGCAUGAUCACCGGCCUCGUCUGCAUCACGCCCGGCGCAGGUGUGGUGCAAGGGUGGGCGGCGCUAGUGAUGGGCGUGCUGGCAGGGAGCAUCCCAUGGUACACCAUGAUGGUGCUCCACAAGCGCUCCAAGCUCCUGCAGCGGGUGGACGACACGCUGGGGGUGAUCCACACCCACGGCGUGGCGGGCCUCCUCGGCGGCGUGCUCACGGGCCUCUUCGCCGAGCCCACGCUCUGCGCGCUCUUCCUCCCCGUCGCCGACUCCCGGGGCGCCUUCUACGGAGGCGCCGCGGGCGGCGCGCAGCUCGGGAAGCAGAUCGCCGGCGCGCUCUUCGUGAUUGGGUGGAACGUGGUUGUUACCUCGAUUAUAUGUCUCGCUAUCAGGCUGGUCGUCCCGCUGAGGAUGUCGGAGGAGAAGCUCGAGAUCGGGGACGAUGCCGUCCAUGGCGAGGAGGCGUAUGCGCUCUGGGGCGACGGCGAGCUCUACGAUGACACCAAGCAUGGCGGCUCCGCCGUCGCGCCCGUCUGACUAGCUCAAACUCGACACGAUACAAGUCCGAUCCGGUUGAAUCGAUUUAAUUCGUCUCAUAUUCCUAAGCUGCUAGCACUCUCUCCAUAUAGCUAUAUGAUUUGUGACCGAUCAAUCAAGCUAUGUAUAUCGUUUUGUCACGUUCCGUUUCUGUUGCCAUGCACAAGCUAUGUGAAUAUAUGAUUAAAUACCCUUUUCUUGCUAAAAAAGGGGAGAAAAUUAGAGAAUGUAAGUAAGUUGUUUUUCCUGCGUACUUUCACAAACAUAUGAUGAACCCAUGGAUCACCAGCAGAA